GCCAACUCGUGGGUUGACAUCGGUAGGUGACUGUUAAAUGGUAUUUUGUUCCCUUGUUCUCUGUUUUACGUAACUUGUUUGUUUCUGUACAAGAUGCCACGAUACCAAUGGGGAUUGCGAGAAAUACCAUACAGCCCCGUAUCUAACCUCGUCGUAACAGCUAAACGACGAAAGAUUGAUCGUGAAUUAGCUUUACCUUAUAACGACAUUUCGAGCAUCGACGUAAUACGCAUGAAAGAAGUCGACGAUUUGUAUAAAGGAAUACAACUUCAUCGAAGCCAAUACAAAGAUCGAACAGGAACUUUCCAUCCCUUAACGUACUUUAAGUCGACCGAUUACGAAUAUCAAUGUGCACCGGGAAUGACCACGUCGUACAUCGGCAAAUAUCCUCAAAAUUAUAUUUCAUAUAAGACUCCAAUAGUAUUACCUCUUACCUACAGCAGACGAACUAAAAUACCUGUGAUACCUGAUUUGUCGCUUACUGGUAUUUAUGACAAGAAGAGUUGUAUCGCUUACAAACGAUAAAC
Molecule: messenger RNA, 527 nt
Organism: Megachile rotundata (alfalfa leafcutting bee)
Lineage: Eukaryota; Metazoa; Arthropoda; Insecta; Hymenoptera; Megachilidae
Product: ciliary microtubule inner protein 2C-like
Source: RefSeq, a predicted model, not a curated record